Molecule: messenger RNA, 3825 nt
Organism: Linum trigynum
Lineage: Eukaryota; Viridiplantae; Streptophyta; Magnoliopsida; Malpighiales; Linaceae
Source: the annotation of a GenBank genome assembly
GUACUAAUACAAAGACAAGAUAAAAGGACUAUCUGUCACUGUGUCGUUACUGUGGUGUCGAUUUCACCAACCAAAAAACUUGAGAAAAAAGAAAUCAAUGGAAGAUAAUUAGAAAAAAUAACAGAAAGAAGAAAAUUAAUCAAUCGGCUGCUGGUUUUCAGCUGAAAGAUUUGAGAAGAGUCAAACAAACAUCAAACUUUCUCCCUUUCCUACUAAUCUCCUUCUCAAAGUACCUUCCCAAGGCAAACCACUCUCCCCAAAACAGCAAAAACUUCUCCCCCUUUCUUCUUCCUUGGUCUUCUUCAUCCCAAUCCGAAUCUAACCCAUAUCCCCAAUCUCCAAUCUUUCCCCAAAAAGGAAAGGGGGAAAAUGGGAUGUUGCAGCAGCAGAGAAGACUCUGCCUCCAAGCCACAGUUCAAUGGCUACACACCUCCUCCUCAUCCUUCUAACAACACCCACUACCACCAAUCCGCCGCCGUCCAGCACCACCACCAGCCGGCGGCGGCGGCGCGACCAGCACCACCGGCACCAGCUCCCGCUCCGGCAAGGCCCGUCGCGAAGCCGGCGGCGGGGGAUACGAUCCUGGGGAAGCCAUUUGAGGACAUCAGGCGGUUCUACACUUUGGGUAAAGAACUGGGUCGGGGCCAAUUUGGGAUUACUUACCUGUGCACGGAGAAUUCCACCGGCCAGACCUACGCCUGCAAAUCGAUACUGAAGAGGAAGCUGACGAGCAAGAGCGACAGGGAGGAUGUGAAGAGGGAGGUUCAGAUUAUGCAGCACCUGUCCGGUCAGCCCAACAUUGUGGAGUUCAGGGGCUGUUAUGAGGACAGGCUGUCGGUCCACCUGGUGAUGGAGCUCUGCGCCGGCGGGGAGCUGUUCGAUCGGAUUAUUGCCAAGGGGCAUUACUCGGAGAAAGAUGCGGCGAAGAUUUGCAGGGAGGUUGUGAAUGUGGUCCACGCUUGUCAUUUCAUGGGGGUCUUGCAUAGGGAUCUCAAGCCGGAGAAUUUCUUGCUGAGUUCUAAGGAUGAAGCGGCGACCCUGAAGGCUACUGAUUUUGGACUCUCGGUGUUCGUUGAAGAAGGCAAAGUUUAUAGAGACAUAGUAGGCAGUGCGUACUACGUGGCUCCUGAAGUCUUGCGUCGAAGCUAUGGGAAAGAGAUUGACAUUUGGAGCGCAGGAGUUAUCUUGUAUAUUCUGCUGAGUGGUGUGCCUCCAUUUUGGGGAGAAAAUGAGAAGGGAAUAUUUGAUGCCGUUCUCCAAGGAGAGAUUGAUUUCGAGACUGAUCCCUGGCCGAUUAUAUCUGACAGUGCCAAGGAUCUGAUUAGGAAGAUGCUCACUCAAGACACCAAAAAGCGUUUAACUUCUGCACAAGUGCUUGAGCAUCCAUGGAUCAAGGGUGGUGCAGCUUCAGACAAACCAAUUGGUAGUGCAGUCCUUUCCAGAAUGAAGCAGUUCAGGGCUAUGAAUAACAUGAAGAAGCUUGCCUUGAAGGUUAUUGCUGAGAAUCUUUCCGAAGAAGAGAUCCAGGGUCUCAAAGCAACGUUCAUGAGCUUGGACACGGACAAGAGUGGUACCAUUACAUAUGAAGAACUGAAGACUGGUUUGGCUCGAUUAGGAUCAAAGCUAUCUGAAACUGAGGUUAAGCAACUCAUGGAAGCUGCUGAUGUGGAUGGAAAUGGAACAAUCGACUACACCGAGUUCAUCUCUGCAACGAUGCACAGAUACAAGAUUGAACGGGACGAGCAUCUGUACAAAGCAUUCCAGCACUUCGAUAAGGAUGGCAGUGGGUACAUAACGAGAGACGAACUGGAAGGUGCCAUGUUGGAAUACGGAAUAGGGGAUGAAGGCAGCAUCAAGGAGAUCAUUGCUGAAGUCGAUACAGACAAUGAUGGGAAGAUCAACUACGAGGAGUUCUGUGUUAUGAUGAGAAGUGGAGGAGCCGAAGUUCAAGCAAAGCUUUUGUAAAAGCUGAGGUAUGUUACUCAUUGAUGGAAAACAAAAAGCCGAUGUCUUCGUUUCGAGUUUGCGUUCGUACGAUGAUGUUCUGUGUGCAUAUCUUUUGCUUUCGAGUUUUCCAUUCUUUGAUGUAAUCUUUCGACGGGGGCAAGUCGAGCUGAGUGCCAGGGCUUUUGUUUGGGGGGGAAUGCAUGAUAGUUGUAUACACUCUCUGGGUGCUGUUUUCAGCAGAUUUUGUGCAUCUUUAGACGAUUGAGAACGUAUUUUAUACGACUGUAUCUUAUCUCUUUCAAAGCUUCUGCUGUAAUAUGGGACGAAUGUAACAUCUCGAUUUUUGGGUGAAAGUGAUGUUUUGAUACCUUAAUUGCGAGUUUGCGACACUGACACAGUAAACCAUCACUUCAGAAGUGCUAGCCUAAGUUGCUUUCAGUCACGAGAUGCAGGCAGGGACCAUUAAGGCAAAACUACGGUAGGUGAAAUGAAUGCUAUGUGUUCCAUUGGAAAAAAUGUGCUGGAAUUGGGGCAGGAAGCACAUUGAUAGAGAGACUGUUUGCCACCAACCGACCAGUCUACCUGUGGGCUGCUGGCCGAUGGCCAUGCCUAAAAAAUUGUACAAGUUCGUCUUUGAUUCAUUCAAUAUCACUUGUUUGAAGCAAUAUUUUAGGUAUGUCUGUAUUGGACUGCAUGGAUAAAAUCGAUAUUUGGACGGUAUCAUACUGAAUCGAAUAUAAUGUGGUCCAGUCUUUGGUCCUACGAAUUUGACAAAUACUUAAUAAAACUAGACCGAAUUGACAUUUGCACCUGAUCAAACUGGACCGAUUGCACCGUUGGUACGAUCCUUAAUCUUAAAAUUGUUUCACUAUUUAGACCGUGGCUCACAUGAGUUUGGUUUCGUCCGAACCAAAUCGUUGACCACCACUAAUCAUGUCCAUGUAGAUUGAGGUUAAUGAGUUUAGGCUCAGGAAUGAAUUAUUAUUUUGAAGUUUGCAAAUAAUAUACAACACACGAUUUUUAAUUUAGACUUGUAAAUCUUGACAUAGUGUUGGUUGACCAUUCUCAUCCAAGACACUGAACCUUAAAAUAGUGAGCUAAAAUAACAACAAUCUAAGUUCAUGACUAAAUUGUUCUAUUGAAUUUUCUAAAAUCAUAAUUUCAUUCAUGAGAAAAGUCUUUUCACUACAAAGAAUUCGACUUUUAAUUUAGACUUAUCAAUCUUGACAUAGCACUAGCAGACAAUUCUCUACUAAGAUACUUGGACACUCAACCAUAAGAGAAUGGUUUCAUGAUUGACCUAAAAUAACAACAAAUUACUAAGUCAACGCCCCUAGCUCUCUCUUGGUUAAGCACUGUCUGUCGAGUCGAGACUUCUUGCUAGUCUUAACAUAGGCUAAAAUAUGAGGAGGUAGAUACCAAUUGUGGCCACAUCACGUAGUGGAGUAGGCAUAAUUUUAUUUUUAAGGCUAGUUCGAAUUAAAUUUAAAACUUUUAAAAAUGAAUUUUUAUAAUUUUUUAUUUGAAGAUGAAGUUUAUAAAUAUUUAAAGAUCUGGGUUAUGGUAUAAAACUCAGGCCUACAAAACAUGCAAAAGCUCCGUGUUUUAUCACCUUUGAUACGAUGGUGAUAUGAUUGUAUCAUAGAUAUAUGAUUCAUAUAGGGCGUAUAAGUUAUAACACGGGGUUUUGAAGAGUUAUGUAGAAAAGAGUUAUGUACCCUAUCUAGAGUUGCAAAUGAGCCGAAUUGAGCCGAGUUUUAUCCCAGUUUGAGCUUGACUCGUUAACAAAUGAACUGAGUUCGAGCUCGAACCACUUAUUAACGAGCCGAGUCGAGUCGAGUUAGAACUAGACUUGUUUACUAAAUUCUUAGAUCGUAU